AGGUCAAGAAAGAUGCGCAUGUACAGCAGCAUCAAGCCACCAGACAAAAACGGGAGGCCCAGCAUGCCGCACAGGUGGCAUAAUGGGCGCAAGCGGCGCAGGCAGCGCAGGCUCAUAAUCAUUAGAUGUCUACUCGACGACUCUGCCGUGUCCGGGGAAAAGGCGCUCCACCUGCCUCGCCCGCAGACAUCAGGCAGAGCAGAGUCGUGCGCUCUACCAACCCGCGCGAGAGAGACGACUGCAGCCGCUCCAGGUCCUCGGCAAUACCUGGUGAGGCUGGUGUGUCCCCCCUUGCUCCAGGAGGAGGAGGAGAAAGAGGAGGAGGAAGAGGAGGAGGGGGAUGGGGAGAAGAAGAAGAAGAAGAAGCAGCAGCCUGUCCAUUUCCGCCUUUUAUGCCACCUCUCUAUUACAUUUAGUGUUUUUUUACUAAUCCUGUUGUAGACUAUUUAACCAAAUAAAGGCAAGAAAAUA
Molecule: messenger RNA, 471 nt
Organism: Penaeus monodon (black tiger shrimp)
Lineage: Eukaryota; Metazoa; Arthropoda; Malacostraca; Decapoda; Penaeidae
Exons: 2
Coding region: 13-441 (142 amino acids)
Source: RefSeq, a predicted model, not a curated record